GGAGGUCUGCCCAUCCCCGAAAGCGCCAGAUUCCAGAGGUCCCCGGGGUAUCCCGAUCCGAUGCUGGGCGGGGCGCAGUGCGUGCUUCCAGACGCCCGGCAGAGUCCGCCCUCGAGCUCGUGCUCGCCGCCAGGCCCCGCGUGCGGCCGGACCGCGGCUUGUGGCGGCAGCUGCGCUGGCUGCAGGGCGAGGUGCGAGCCGGGCGUGUGGGUCUGCCAGGCCCGGCGGCCGCCGGAGCGGCGGCGCCGCUCGGCGGCGCUGCGCGUGGUCUGGUCCGGGAGCUGGACGGCUCACUUGCGCGGCCCGCUGUGGUGGCGCCACCACUCGGCGCACUGGCAGUGGCACCGCGAAAGAUAG
Molecule: messenger RNA, 357 nt
Organism: Prorocentrum cordatum
Lineage: Eukaryota; Dinophyceae; Prorocentrales; Prorocentraceae
Source: the annotation of a GenBank genome assembly